CUCCGAGUGCCAGUCAUGUUUCCCACUGCUCGCCUUUGCAUGCUGAUCGCGGCAGCUGCUCUGAUUGUUGUGGUGGCUGGUGUAUCCGGUAAAGCUCGCCAUCGGGCUGAGGAUUGUCCGCAGAUCAAGCUGAAGCGGCAGUGGGGCGGAAAGCCGUCCCAGAACCUCCACUAUCAGGUGCGUCCCAUCCGCUUCGUGGUAAUCCAUCACACGGUCACCGGCGAGUGCAGCGGGUUGCUUCAGUGCGCUCAGAUUCUUCAGGGCAUGCAAGCCUAUCACCAAACGGAUCUUAACUACAACGACAUCAGCUACAACUUCCUAAUUGGCAACGAUGGCGUCGUCUACGAGGGCACCGGCUGGGGUCUGCGCGGCGCCCACACUUACGGCUACAACGCCAAUGGCACGGGCAUUGCCUUCAUCGGCAACUACGGGGAAAAACUUCCCACGCCGGCUGCCCUGCGGGCGGCCAAACAGCUGUUGGCCUGCGGAGUAAGGCAGGGGGAGCUGAGCGAGGACUAUGGACUGAUUGCGGGCUCGCAGGUGAUCAGCACACAGAGUCCCGGGCUGACGCUCUACAAUGAGAUUCAGGAGUGGCCACAUUGGCUUUCCAAUCCCUAAAAUUCACUAAUUCGCAAAUGAGAUAUUUUGGCGCACUAAUCGAUAAGCGAUUGCAGUUGGUCGAGCUGCCAACUCGGUCUAUUCGCCACUUUCUUUAAUAAAGUCUACUUAGUUUUUAACUUUUAAAAAUUGCAAAUACAAGCUAGUUACCUUUAAA
Drosophila persimilis is the source of this 775-nucleotide messenger RNA. RefSeq names its product peptidoglycan-recognition protein SA (gene PGRP-SA). The coding region runs from base 16 to 618 and encodes 200 amino acids. The transcript has 3 exons. Gene Ontology annotation, molecular function: N-acetylmuramoyl-L-alanine amidase activity; zinc ion binding; peptidoglycan binding. The record is from RefSeq and is a predicted model, not a curated record. NCBI's taxonomy places the organism in Eukaryota, Metazoa, Arthropoda, Insecta, Diptera, Drosophilidae. Gene Ontology annotation, biological process: peptidoglycan catabolic process; innate immune response.